Trichoderma asperellum CBS 433.97 is the source of this 945-nucleotide messenger RNA. The record is from RefSeq and is a predicted model, not a curated record. Lineage: Eukaryota; Fungi; Ascomycota; Sordariomycetes; Hypocreales; Hypocreaceae.
GAUCAGUCAAUGAUAUUGGGCAAUUAAUUAAUUAAUUAAUUAAUUAUAGCAGCUCACAAAGGCCGAUUAGCAAUUCCAACGUAAGAAACUCUAAACAAUGCAAGAGCACGCGCACGUGCAACGAGCCACUUGCGCGUACAUGUACAGUAAGAUUCUGCCAUGGUGCAAGUCAGGUCUACAGUCUGUGUCCAACCCAUUGUGCACGGUGCCGGUACCUGAAAGGAGAAAGCAGCCUACACACCAAGAAAAUCUCCAAUGCCCCUCCUUCUCUUCUCGUCGUCGUCCUCACCGGUUUUUACGCCCCUCAGAUCCUUGCGCCAUGGGUGAUCAUGAGGAGGCUAGUCCGUCGAGAAAAUUCUUCCCCCGCAUGGCUAUAGACGGGCCACCACGUUGUUUGCUGCAUCUGUUGGUGUUAGGUAAUGCCGGGCGUGAGCUGACAGAGAUGGGGAGCAUCAGCAUCGUGCAUUGCCUCGCUAGUCUAAGCUGUAAGCCGAGGCCUCUGGAUGCGUCAAUCACCACCACUUUGUCCACUAGCAUUGCUAAUAGCACGUCAAUAGUAGCUUUGAGCCCUUUGGCACCUUGACAUGACAGACAGCAUGUAUGUACAUGUGAAUCAAGAUAAGGAUAAUCCCGCAAUCAGCCGCCAACGCCGCCUCCCUUUGCUCCGCAGACAGACAGACGAAGGUAAAAAUUUCGUUAUCAAAACCAUCGAUGCAUCCUCGCCGUUUGCGUUCUAGAAGGGCUCAAUCAGCCCUCCCUCGCCAGGCCCCUUGUUUGUGCCGCUCAAAAAGUGCUGGGGCUCACGGACUCUAUCCGGCUGUCAUGCCCGCCCUUUCACGAUACUUCACCGACACUUUGCGCUUUUCUUUGUCUACUUCGUGACACUUGCUGUACAGCAUUCCUCUCUUCUCUUCUCUUCUCUUCUUCUCUCUUGUUUAACCCUUU